UGUUCAUGGGUAAAGUCUGAUCGGGCAUGUUUCGAAACACCAGAACUCUAUGACUUGAAAGAAAAGUUUUUUUUCUUUCUCUUUUCUUCCACUAUUUGCACGAUUUGGUCCCCAAAACAUACUCUUCCGCCAUGUUGAGAGAGAGGGGGAUAAAUGUCAAUGAACAAUGAACAGGAUCAAAGAGACGUUGGCUAGGAUAGCUCGCGCCGCCCGUGGAUCGUCGAAAGAGUCAUCGUCGACGUCUAGUCUGCGCCUGGAUCGUGUGGGGCGGUCGAGCAGUUCGACUUUGGACUCGCGCGAAAAAGUUCUAGUACGAGCGGAUGGGCGAGGGCCUCUUGUCCUCUACGAUGGAACCCACAAUGGCGAAGAAGGGCUGGAUAUCGUCUUCGUCCAUGGAUUAUUUGGCUCACGAACGGGGACAUGGACGAAAGGAGGUGUUUGUUACCCGCGCGAUCUCCUCGGGCAGGAUAUGUCGGACUCGAGAGUCAUUGCUUGGGGAUGGGGUGGUGCACUAAGUAGCAAUGGCACCUUUUCUGACCAAGCUGAGAGCCUUCUGGCGGAUAUUUCGCGCCUUCGAAGCGGUAUAACCCGACCUAUUAUCUUCAUAGGUCACGGUUUGGGCGGAAUUGUCAUCAAAGAAGCUCUAGUCACAGCGGCAAUGUCACGAAUCUACGGCGCGCACGUCGAGCUAGGAAAUGUGUAUCCGCGGACUAUUGGGUGUGUUUUUCUCGGUACGCCUCAUGUAAGGGGUGGAAAGCGUUCCUUAGGCGAAUGUAUAGCCGCAACCGCACUCUUAUCGCCAACUAUGCCGACUACCCAACUCCAGCGUGCAUUCAGAGAAAGCGACAAAGCCUUUGAGAAUCUGCACAGCACAUUUCUGAUGAUCUCGAGAGAUAUAAGGGUGGUGUGUAUCAGAGAGAAGUUACCGUCAACGAUAACAGCUUCAGCUGAGCUCGCAAAGGAUGCCGAUGGAAUGGAACUUGGGAAAGGAACAAUACAAAUGAUUGUCCCAAGGGAUUCGGCGGGAUACGAGAGUUUCAACGUGACGAGGCACGAUCUGAUUGUGAACCAUUUAGAUCUUGCAAGAUUCAAGAGUCGAGACGAACCAGGCUAUGGGCAGAUGAUGUCGUGGAUUUCUAAAGUAUCAUCCGGCCCAACGCCCGCAGAAGUUGAAGCGAGAGAACCCCGAAACCAAGAAAUCCUUAAUUCGCUUUAUUACGACACGAUGAACGAGCGUGAAUCCCGAAUAGAUCCUGCUUACGGCCAGACGUGCGAAUGGAUUCUUCAACCCAACUUAUCUCCAUUUACUAAUUUCCUCAAGUCUAAGGAUCCCGUUUUGUGGAUUAGUGGAAAUGCAGGGUCCGGCAAGUCGACGCUGUUAAAAUACGUAUGGCAAUCUGAAAAGGUGAAGCAACGACUCCUUGAUGGCUGGGCCAGUGAUGGAGACUUGUACAUGGCUUGCUUCUUUAUGUUCGAAGGAGGUAACCGAAUUCAAAAGUCGUACGAAGGUUUCUUGCGCAGCAUUCUAUACCAGAUUUUAUCCACGAGGCGCGACCUUAUUAGAAUCGCAUUCCCCAGUUUCUACGACUGCUCUUGGCCGCCGCCUGUAUUAUUUACAAGCAUCAGCAAUCUUAACCAGGGCUUCUACUCUCUCUUCGCUCACAUGUCGGAAACCCUGCGCCUUUUCAUUUUCAUUGAUGGCCUCGACGAAUACCGCAUCAUGGAGCGGAAGGAUCACUAUGAACCAGAGGACCUCGAUAUUACUUACGACAAGGAUACCGGCGACGAGUCAUGGGGGCAAAGUAAAUGGGCUAAAGAUUCGCAUGUGGAAAUAGCGAAAUUGGUUGGCAGUAUGGCUAAUAAAGACGUUAUCAAAUUCGUCGUAACAUCCCGCGAGCUCCCCGCGUUCGAAGAAGCUUUUGUCGACUUCCCAAGAAUCAAACUCCAAGAACACACCGAGCGCUCGAUCGCACAGUACGUGGCCGGUCGACUAGAAGACGAAGCGCCCGGUUUACCCGAUACUAAGAAUCUCUGCAAGGAGUUAGCACAAAAAAGCCAGGGCGACAUCCUCUGGGCUAGGUUGGCGAUAGACAUGGUGGUCGGUUGCAGUUUGCGUACUUUAAGAGGCAUGUUAAAUUCUUUACCAGCACACCUUGGAGGGCCUGACGGCUUGUAUAUGCGUAUGCUCGAAAACCUGAGUCCCGAAUACCAGCACUACGCGUCUAGGAUCUUUCAUCUUGUUCUUAAGGCACAACAGCCUCCCACUUUAGUCACACUUGCUUUCUCCGAGGAAGGUUACCUACACCCAACAGCUAGGGAUCUAAGGAUUAUUUUCGAUGACCGGCACCCAUACGACAAAGCAUCGAUUCAACACUUAUCCGAUCACAUGCAACGACGUUUACACACCUGCUGCGCCGGCCUUCUAGUUGCUGAGACAGGUCCAUCUUCCAACUCUAACACUUCUGAGACGAGCCAACGGGUGGUUUUUGUUCAUCAAACCGCUAAGGAAUGGGUCCGCCGAAAAGAUAUCUGGCAGCGACUCCCAGGAUGCAUACCUCACGACAGCAUGGAGCUUGAUUUUUCGCUGCUUAGUGGAUGUGCUAGACAUAUGAAGGCAUUCGAAGCUAUUCGACCUCCGAUAUUGGCGUGGCCUAGCUGGCGAUUCCGACCCGACGCCUGGUUACUCAUUGCGAACGCAUUGCGAUACGCCGAGAGGAUCGAUAGCGACGUUCCCGACCUACGAAAAUACUGCGAGCUACUAGACGAACUAGAUAUUACAUGCCAGCGAGCUUGGGUGUCAGCUUUGCAAAGCCAUAAACCACUCCACGAGGACCCCGAUUGGUACGAAACGAGGCUUCCCAACUAUUGUCGAAAACAUUGGGCAAGCUACGAACCAAUGGAUGCUGGCAAGCCGCCAAAGCGAAAGGAUUUCCUAACACUUACCCUCCAGGCCAACUUAGUCCGAUAUACUGCUGCGAAAUUGAAAGCCUUGGACAAGGAGGCAAGGAAGAAGAAAGCCCAAGAACUGUUACCUUUUGUUGUCAGCCCUAAGGCCGAUGGUUUUAGUGCUUGCGCGGGUACUGGUGGCGAUUAUUGGGACUUCCACCGCGAUAUGCCGGACUCGCGGUUCCUAGACAUCCUGUUCGAUGCGGGUGCAUCGCCCAAAGACGAUGAUAAGAUGUGGGUGAAAGCACUAAAGGCAGGACGACAUUACUUCUCAAGAGGAAGUGUAACUAUGACACAUUUGUUAGAGACGUCGUCGAGCGCAAGAUUGAUGCUAAACCGAGAGAGAUGGGUUGCGGCCAUUAAAACGCUACUUCAACAUGGCGCGGAUCCGCAUGUCGAAAUUCAAGUCUCGUCCGGAUCAUCCGAGAACCAGUCUACAGCAACAACAGCAGCGGUGGACUUGAUACGAGAGACAUUAGAAGGUGAACCCGAAUAUGCUGUUGAUUUAAUUGAGAUGGAAAUGUUGAUGGGUAGGAGAGGGAGUGUCGGUAUAGCGAGAUGAGGAUGACGCUACGUCAUGUGGAACGUGUCACGAAGUUGCUUAUAGUGCGGGGAAUCAAAAGGAGUAGAGCGCAAAGCGUUGUUUAUAAGAUGCGGUUGCUUAGGGAUGAUUACAAUCAAUCAUAUUCUACAGCUUGCGAGGAAUUUUUAUGGACAUAUUAAGACUA
Messenger RNA from Hypoxylon trugodes, 3674 nucleotides. RefSeq lists its product as uncharacterized. The transcript is spliced from 3 exons. Lineage: Eukaryota; Fungi; Ascomycota; Sordariomycetes; Xylariales; Hypoxylaceae. Bases 167 to 3508 code for a protein of 1113 amino acids. The record is from RefSeq and is a predicted model, not a curated record.